CCCAGCGAAGACGAGGACAAUGCCGACGACCGCAGCCGCAGCCGCGGUUCGGACGAGAUCGACGCGCAGGGGCGGCCUCUCUGGAGGCCAAACGGGUACAAAGGGGCAGGGCAGCGGGGCCACAGCGACGUGUUCAGCGUCCACAUCGGCGGCGACGACUACGACCACCUCUUCACCUGCAAGUGCUGCCGCCGCAUGCUCAGCUCGCCGGUCUUCCAGUGCCCAUUUGGCCAUGUUACCUGCUCGAGGUGCGACAGCGAAUACGGGGACAACCGGUGCAGCAGCUGCGGUGCCGCCAAUGGCUACGGGCGCAACCGCGCCGUCGAGGAGUUCCUCAGCCGCAUUCGCUUCUCCUGCCACAACAAAGAGCAUGGCUGCACAACCCUCCUCGCCCACCAUGAGAUGCGUGCGCACGAGGAGUCUUGCCGCUACGAGCCCUGCUUCUGCCCCAUCCCUCGCUGCGGCUUCGCAGGCCUGUCCGACGCCCUCAAAGCUCACCUCAUCGACAACCACCACUGGCUCACGGUCAACUUCCGCUACGGCGAGAGCUUCCAAGCCCAUGCCCUCAUGUCGACCAUCAUGCACAGCAAGGACGAUGGCGAGCUCUUCUUCCUGGACAGCUUCCGCGAGGGCCGCGGCACUGCUCUGUCCAUGAUCUGCGUCCGCCCCGACAACGCGGUCGCGCAGGAGUUCGUGUACGAGCUGAAGACAACGGCGAGGAACGGCGACAGACGUCACAGGCUGCAAAUGCAGUCAAUGGCGCGGAACACGUCGCUGCGGAACGGGAUUGGGGAGAAAGAGAAGGUGUUCCUGCUGGUCCCUAAUGACGCUCAGUUGGGUGGCCACGUGGAGGUGUGCAUCCGUAAGGAUGUUGCCGGUGCAUCUCCGUAGGUUAGACGACCAAUAUCGAUGGCGAUACUAUCUGGUUUUAGGCUACUGGUACUCCUCAUCUCACAUUGCAGUUUAUUGUUGAAUGCCCCAGGUAAUCUGAAUCUCAUUUCACAUUGCUGCAUUAACUAUCAGCCAUUGUCUAGAUAUACUUAUAUGCUUGUCUGAGGAGGUAGAGAGAAAUUAUGAUAAGCUUUGGUGGUAAUUAGGUUCAUUUUU
This is a messenger RNA of Lolium rigidum, 1107 nucleotides long. RefSeq names its product E3 ubiquitin-protein ligase SINA-like 2. Gene Ontology annotation, molecular function: zinc ion binding. The transcript is spliced from 2 exons. Bases 196 to 891 code for a protein of 231 amino acids. The record is from RefSeq and is a predicted model, not a curated record. NCBI's taxonomy places the organism in Eukaryota, Viridiplantae, Streptophyta, Magnoliopsida, Poales, Poaceae.